AUGCCAAGACGACGGUUAUGCCAAUAUUCAACACUACAUACUGUUUCUUCUUAUAUAGCAACAGGUUCUCGGCCGGUUUCUUCUCGUCUUCUCAAUUUUAUACGGACUCGUUAUGAUUUGGAACAAUUAAAUAUUCGUUGGUUAUGCUCGAAGUGUCAAUGGGUGGAAACAAAGGUGAUGAAAGAACAGGAUGAAACUGUUAAGAAGUAUGACAUGGAUACUGGUGGUGACGAAUUAAGUGGAAAUAGUUCGAUGGAUCAUGAAGAAGAUGAUGAUGAUGCAGAAGAUGAAGAUAAUGAAGAAGGUGAUAAUAAUGAAGAAGANCCUGAUAGGAACCUGAAAUCUCGACUCAGAAAAAUAUCUGAGCAGGAACUUGAAAAAGUCCUAAACAGGAUCUUGUUUCACCUCGACAAAUCCUGGAAACAGGAAUUUCUAGGAUUCGAGACAGGAUCCUGA
This is a messenger RNA of Rotaria sp. Silwood2, 456 nucleotides long. The record is from the annotation of a GenBank genome assembly. Lineage: Eukaryota; Metazoa; Rotifera; Eurotatoria; Philodinida; Philodinidae.